Blastocystis hominis is the source of this 660-nucleotide messenger RNA. RefSeq lists its product as hypothetical. Gene Ontology annotation, cellular component: endoplasmic reticulum; Golgi apparatus. The record is from RefSeq and is a predicted model, not a curated record. NCBI's taxonomy places the organism in Eukaryota, Bigyra, Opalinata, Blastocystidae. Gene Ontology annotation, molecular function: protein-cysteine S-palmitoyltransferase activity. Gene Ontology annotation, biological process: peptidyl-L-cysteine S-palmitoylation; protein targeting to membrane. The coding region runs from base 1 to 660 and encodes 219 amino acids. The transcript is spliced from 5 exons.
AUGGCAGUCGUUUCUCAUUUCCGCUGUUGUUUCACUGAUCCUGGUUCCGUUCCUUCCUCUGCAGUGUGUCUUUCCAAUGCUAGCGACGAAGAAGAACUCCGUUUCUGUUCAUACUGUAAUAGUUUUAAACCCCCUCGAGCCCAUCACUGCAGUCAGUGUAAACGGUGCAUUAUUCGGAUGGACCAUCAUUGUCCCUGGACAAACAACUGUAUCGGUUAUCGGAAUAUGAAAUAUUUUAUUCUGUUUCUGGGAUAUGUAGUUGCAAUGUGUGUGUUUAUGUUAUUAAUGGAUUUUUUCCGAUUCUUUUACAUUUUGAAACACCUUGAAGAGGAGCCACGAUUCUACAUCCUUUGUACAGUGUUCACGAUGAGUUUAUCUUGCAUUUUCGUUGGUUUUGCUGGGUCGAUGCUUAGCGAAACGCUUCAAUCCAUUCGAUCCAACACGACAACGAUUGAUCGGCUUCAGGGAAUGGUGUAUAGAGCCACUAAAAAUCCGUUUGCCGCAUAUUUUGGAGGCGAUGGAACGUUUUCUGUGGAGUGGUUAGUGCCGGUAGCUCCUCGCUUUUUGCAGGAGGAAGAACUUCGAGGAUACCGAUUAGGGGAAGUGUGUUUUGUUUGUUCUAUAUAUAUUUUUUAUAUUUGGGUGAAUGAUGGAAUAUGA